This is a messenger RNA of Marasmius oreades (fairy-ring Marasmius), 3087 nucleotides long. RefSeq lists its product as uncharacterized. The record is from RefSeq and is a predicted model, not a curated record. The transcript has 12 exons. Gene Ontology annotation, molecular function: RNA binding. Lineage: Eukaryota; Fungi; Basidiomycota; Agaricomycetes; Agaricales; Marasmiaceae. The coding region runs from base 1 to 3087 and encodes 1028 amino acids.
AUGCCCAGCCAGCUUCCUCGUCCCCGUCAGUGGGGGACUCGUUUUGAUUCUCUCCCUUCAUCUCCUCCUCCUUCUCCCAAAAGUGAGGGCGCUCUCGUUCAAGACUACCCGGAUUCCGACGCCAGAACCGUCGAGCCCGACGCGUCUUUUGUCAACCGUAAGCAUGAGAAGAUGCCUCACGAUGCCAGUGUCUUCGUAGGAAGUCUUCCCCCACAUAUCGACAAUAAUGAGCUCGUUCGACUGCUCUCAGAGCAUUUGGCAGAACAUGCCGAGGUCAAGUGCGUCAAAGUUAUUCGCGACAACAAAGGUGGCGCCUGUGCCUUUGUACAGUGUCAGGACGCUGCCUCCGCCGCCAGACUAAUCCACACGCUUCAUUCAAAUCCUCCUAAGCCAUUCAUGGGGAGACAUCUGCGCUAUGAGCAAGCUAGGGCCUUCAGAACCUUGCUAAUUUCCUACUGCACUCCUCAACAUCACGUCACGGUUCCGGAAUACAGCGCUGAAGCCAGAAAUAUCUCUGGGAACGCGAUUAUUGAACUUGAUCUCCCUCGCGCCAUGAGGAUAUCUCGGUCCAGACAAUCAAGAACCCAAACUAUCCAUUACAAUGAAGUGGCUGUUGAGCUAGAACGUAAGGCAAGGCAAAGCCAGGAGCCAUCUGUUGAACAUGACCUACACAUCGAGCCUUUGAUGUUCGACGAAAAGACCCUUCGAACCAUUUGUACUCAUUUUGGUGCAUUGGAGACUUUUCAACAUUAUUGGCCAUCCGGUACUUUUCCCGAAGGUCUCUCUGACGAAGAAAUCGUCAAGUGGACUCUGUUUCCUGCUCCGCACAAUUUUCCUCGCAAAUCUGUGAUGGAUAAUCAUGUUUUCGAAGUAAAAUGGGAACACCGUGAUGACUGCGUCAACGCACUGAUGACCCUUCGUAAAGUACCCCAUUUUAAGAUCAGCUGGGCUCAUGCUUCUGCACCAUCCCACUUCGAUCGUACGGGACGUCCUGUGCACAGCAUGUUGCAAUCGACCAAAUAUACCGACUGUCCGCUAACCCAGCAAUCGCGCCACGGCAAUUCCUGCGAGUCUCUCGAGCCACCAGAUUGGAAAUCUGACAUACAGGAAGCGGAUCAAGUAAACGUAUCGACGUGGGCAGGGUCCGAUUUUCCUCUCCGUGACGCCGAAGAAGACUCUGUGGUUAUGUUCUCUUCCGAAACGUUGGAAAACGUACAGAAUUUUGAUCCUGUUACGGCAGGGACUGAGAUGUGCAACGAGCUCGAGGUCACCUCUGCGGCGGUAGUAUCUUGCCCAAGCCCGCUUUCUGAGGAGGUCGAGUUGGAUUUACCUGCUGCAACAGCUCUUACUACGUCCACGCCUAAGUCGCCCGCUUCCGCCUUCUUGUUGACGCCAACCAGCACCGAUGGCCGUUCAAUCAGGGAAGUAGACAACGACGAUUACAACUUCCGUUUGCAUAACCCACGUACCAGCAUGGAGAAAGUCGUGGACACUUCGACGCUCUUUGUAGGGGGACUUGAUAUGCAUGGACCAGGAGCCUGGGACGAAGCCAAGCUCCAGAACUAUUUUCAAAGGUUCGGAGGGUUGCAGAACGUGAAGAUAGUCCGCCCAGCGAGCGGCAAGGCUGCGUUCGCAUUUGUGAAAUUCAACAAUACGGAGUCAGCAGCUCGAGCAAUACAACAAGAGCAUAACCGGGUGUAUCAAGGUCGAGCUAUGCGAGUACAGUUCCGAGAAUGCAACCCCUCCAGAGCGACUUUCAUGAAAGGCCGUGGCCGCGGACGGUUCCUCCAGGUUGCCAACCACCCUCCUCGCCAGGAAUUGCAACCGCAGCAUACUUUUGCGGACAGGUCUGGGGACUCCUUGUCGGAUAUGUCUAUGUCCACGGCAGACAGGACCCGCACGCAGGAAUCUAAACCCUUUACAGCCGAGUCGAGUAUUGUUCUGCCCAGAGUGGCCGGAGCGGAUGGCCUCGAACAGGUUACGGAUAGAAAAUUUCCCGAAAAGCAGGAUAGUAUUGAUUUCCCCAACCUCUGCCAAUCCAGCUCCCCGCAUCCCAUUGAAACUACUCAACCCGAACGUUAUCGUGAGUGGUACGAAGUAGAUGUCCAUUCACAGGACACCCAUUCGACGGGCAUCACGCCCCCGCCAUCAACUCCCCUGUCGGGGUCGGAGAGCGUCCCCGGUGGAACAGUAUAUCCGACCGCAGGCUAUUAUCCUCCACCGCCGUGGGUACAACCAUAUCCCCCACAAGUGCAAUAUCCGAUGCCUUACCUUCCUGGCUAUCCGAUUUAUCCGAUACCAAAUCCCACUCAACCUCCUUAUACCAAUCUAUCUGGCUCGGAUGGUACUAAUGGUACAACGUCCACUGCGCCAAACCACUGGCCGAUAUACAGUCACUAUGUCCCUUAUCCUGCACCUUACCACCUUAGGCCGCCCCACACGGCUGAGCAGUCAACACCACCACCACCACCACCACCACACGCUCAGUCACAACCGCCGGUAGUACCCUCAGGUUUUAUCCAAGGCGAACAGGGUACCCUUAUUGCAGUGUAUCGUCAAGAUGCUCUGGACAACUACAUGCAUCAGUCGGCGAAUGGAAACAUAGCUCCUCCGCAAUCUCAACCUCCUCGAAUUUGGUCUCAAUACCCUCAACCGUCCCCAUAUCCUCCCACCGCCCCUAGCCAGGCACCACUCAGGAUCGCUCCUGUUCCAGGAUAUAUUCAAGUACCAAAGCAAACUGGCGGAAAUGCGCCGAGUUGGGUUCCGCACCCAGGAGGCGCUCGAUUAGGACCACCUCUUGUCGGUUUCCCAAUCAAUGCGAACGUGAAUGCCUCUCGCGAGUACGACGGGCAUGGGAACAUGGGCAAGCGUGGGCGUCGAGAUGGUGGUUUCCAUCCACGGCACGGGUACAUCCGACAAGGUACUCACCGACAAGGACGAAGGGAGACACACGUACCGGUCAGCAACGGGGGAUAUGGAGAGGAAAAUUGUAGCGAGUUUGCUACUAACGCUGCCGAUGGCAACGUUGGGAAUUACAACACUCGUUGGGUUCGACGUGAACCCAUUAAAGGUUAUCAUCUUUCUUAA